Molecule: messenger RNA, 3365 nt
Organism: Bactrocera tryoni
Lineage: Eukaryota; Metazoa; Arthropoda; Insecta; Diptera; Tephritidae
Gene: dally
Product: division abnormally delayed protein
Exons: 10
Coding region: 1416-3365 (649 amino acids)
Biological process (GO): regulation of protein localization to membrane; positive regulation of canonical Wnt signaling pathway; cell migration
Cellular component (GO): cell surface; plasma membrane; extracellular region
Source: RefSeq, a predicted model, not a curated record
UUUAUGUGUGUAAUAUUUAUAGUUGAUUGGAAGUGUGUUGCUAUUAAAGGUGCAGAGUUCAGCGCAAAUAAAUUUUUGUGUGAAUUAUUAAUUUGUUGUUACAACACGGAGUUUUGUUGUAUUUUUGGUUGCUUCAGUUCGUAUUUGUUGCAAAGUGCAGCAGUGUGCUCAGUGUUGGCAGCGUUUUGACCAGUUUCUUUGGUCUUAAGCCUUUUGUGUUUUUGUUAGCGCGUUGUGUUGUUGCGGUCUAGUGUACGAUUAUGUCACUUUUUUCUUAAGCGUUUGCAGUGUUCUUGCGAGCGAGCGCCUAAUAAUAAUCAAAACAGGCAACAGAAUACAAAUAUAAUACUAAAAAUAUAGCAAGCGAUUAAUGAUUGCGCGUUGUAAGAAAAGCGAAAACAAUAACAAAAUCAAUGAAAACAUACAAGCGUUGUUGCUAACAAGCGUUUAUGUAGUAGUUGCGUAAAUUUUGUGAUUUUGUAGAAGUGGUGAAUGUCUGUGCGCGAAGUGGGAACAAGUGAAUCACAACAAAAAUCAGCUGCUGAGCAAUGAAGCAAUAUAUCGUCGUACGCUAUUAUAGCGUUGGCUAAGAAGGCAGGCAAAAUUAAGCAUUCUAUUAAUAUUUUGAAAGCGUUUCGCUUAAUGUGUAAUUUCGCACAUUAAACGCGACAGCACACAAGCACUGACGCGCGUUCAUAUUCAGCGCGCAGCGUAGCUAACGCGUCGCGCGGUUAAUCAAAGAAACGUGCCAAACAAACUGCUAAAAUAAUAGCAAAACGCUCGUGAAAAAGCAAUCAGUAAAUAGCAAACAUAAAUAGAAAGGUGACCGCGCCGUUUGUUUGCCGUUCGUACGCCUGAGCGCUGCGUACGCCUUCUGCAGACGCGCCGAUACGCGUUACGCUGCAGCGUUUACCUGUGCUGUCUGCUAACAAUCAAACAAGAAGAUUUUCACCUUUUUUUAACGCGCGUUCUUCGCUUUUGCAUCUUCUGCCGGUUUAUCGGUCACAUUGAUAUAUUGCCGUGUAAUAGUCGUGUAUUGCUGGCGGUCGCCGAGCACGUUGCUCAAAUUUAAUUAGACGCACACUUUUGUGUUAUGUGUUUUCGAUUAACGGCCCAACAUAAAGGCGACGUGUUGUGUUAAUUAUUUGCAUAGUGUUACAUCAAAGGCGUGUUGCCGACGACAUUACACCAACCAUACAUAAAUUAAAUUACAACAACAAAAUAUAAAAUAAAUUACAACAACAAUUACAAUAAUUAAAUCCCAUUAAAAAUAAGUUAAAUAUCGCCUACCAGGCGUUAAGCCAUAUUAAGCGCUCUAAAGCUAUACAACAACAACAGUAAGCAAGCAAAAAGUGUGCGUACCAAAUUUGUAUUUACUACCUUAUUCACAUACAUACACCUAUACACGCGCUAGUAUGGCCCACGCCGUCGAAAUUGCCGGCAAACGGAAUGCCACAAAGCCAAUAACAGCAGCAGCAGCGCAUAAAAAACAACAACUACGUCGACUAUUUCUGCUGUUGCAAGUCUGCAUUGCCGUUUUAGUGGCCAGCAGUUGUUUGGCAUUGCCAUCGGCGGCCGACGCGAAACAUCUCGACGGUCAUCAUUUUCAUGCUCAUCAUGAGCAACAACAACAGCAGCAUGCACAUCACAGGCGCCGCUUGCAGCGCGAUUCGACCAGUAAAAUUUUGAACACACGCGAACAGUGCAACAGUGUGCGGGAUUACUUCGAGGCGAUCGACAUUAAGCUGAGUGGCAACUUUGAAGAAAAAGGUGCCAUUUGUGGUGGGCACUGCUGUACGAAUGCAACCGAAUUGGAGCUGAGAAAGAAGUCCACCGGAGAAUUUGAACGUCUGUUGCAUCAUCACACCAAUAGUCUGCGCGGCAUACUCGAAUCUACGGCGAAUCUAUUUCAAAAACAUGUCCUAGACCUGGCAGAGCAAUCAGAGAAUAAGACACUUGCGGUCUUUUCACAAGUGUACCGGCGCAUGGUGCCACAAUCCAGCGAAUUGAUCCAUCAACUCUAUUCCGAAAUCAUGAACCAUUUGAGGAAUUCGAACAGCAACAGCAUCAACAGCGGUAGCGUCAACAAUCUGAACAAUCUGGAAGAAGCAAUACAAAAAUUCUUUGUGAAUCUCUUUCCGGUCGCCUAUCAUCAGGCAGUGCACUUGAGCAAAGAUAAUUACGGCGAAUUACAUGAGGAUUAUAUCAAUUGCUUGAAGCACACAUUCGACGAUCUGCAGCCGUUUGGCAGCAUACCACAGGAGAUCAAACGCAAUUUGUUGCAGAGUGUACAAACAGCGACAAUGUUCUUAAAUUCAUUGCAACAGAGCGCUGAGGUGCUGAGCGAAGCUGAUCAAUUGUAUUCGUUGUAUCUGAGCGACAACUGUCAAAAGCAUUUGCUCAAAAUGAGGCACUGUCCUAGUUGUAAUGGUUUGCAGAAGACACAAGUGAAGCCGUGCUACAGUUAUUGCAUGAAUGUAUUGCACGGUUGUUCGGCUCAAUACGCCGGCGUUUUGGAAGGCCCUUGGUCCAAUGUUGUGGAUGCGAUCCAAAAUUUAGUGACAACUCAUAUACGAUCUGAUAGUGGUAUUGUAACAACAAUUAAACAACUAGAUAUUAAGUUAUCGGAAACCAUUAUGCGUGCUAUGGAAAAUGGACCUAACCUAGAAAUGAAGGUUAAGAAAACAUGUGGCACACCUAAACUAUUACCCUCCCUCACUAAAGACAGCGAGCCACGCCCCCAAACUACACACAACAUUAAAUGGGCCUCACCACCAGACACGGAAAUUCUACGCUUCCAAUCUACAAUCGAUAAAUCCAAAGAAUUCUACGCGAACAUAGUCCACAAUGUGUGUGAAGAUGAUGACAUACAACGAAAUGAUCACAACUGCUGGACAGGCGAUCGUGUUGGCGACUACACGCAAUUGGUCAUGGCACAGGGUGUCGAUACGCAACGUUAUAAUCCCGAGGUGCCGUUGGAGGUAAAUUCGCAGUCAACGAAAUUGAACGAGUUGGUGGACAAAUUGAUCAAAGUGCGCAAAAAUAUUGGUGCAGCGGUACCUUCCACUCCACGUACAUACUCGGACAUACAAAGCGAUAUGGCGCGUCACGACGAGGAGGGCUCCGGUCACAUGCCCGACGACAUGGACGAUGAGGAGUAUGGCAAUCAGAAUGGCUCCGGUGACGGCUCUGGCGAUGGUGCCACCUCAUCGCCCUUCGAUCCAUUGGGCCCAACCGAGAUCACCAACAACGACAUACAGCCACGUCAAGAGAAUGCGGCGACGUGUCACAGCGGCCUUGGCAAACUGCUUGCCACCGCAGUACUACUAGUCCCGCUUGCAAGCUUUUUGCUGAGCAGCAGCUAA